Messenger RNA from Sinocyclocheilus anshuiensis, 496 nucleotides. Its product is annotated as centrosomal protein of 70 kDa-like. Gene Ontology annotation, cellular component: centrosome. Gene Ontology annotation, biological process: cilium assembly; regulation of microtubule cytoskeleton organization. Gene Ontology annotation, molecular function: gamma-tubulin binding. The transcript is spliced from 5 exons. The record is from RefSeq and is a predicted model, not a curated record. NCBI's taxonomy places the organism in Eukaryota, Metazoa, Chordata, Actinopteri, Cypriniformes, Cyprinidae. The annotation marks the transcript as partial.
AUUAUAUAAAGGUAGCUCUGGAGAGAAGGACUCCUCAAACUCCCAAAAGAACAGAUCCACAGUGGUGAAAGCCGCCACUGACACGUCUUCCAACUAUAAGGCCCUUUUAAAGUCAUACCAGGAGCAGCUGAAGGAGACCAAAGCUCAGCGAGAAGAACUCAGGACCGAAAUCCAGCGUUUAAAAGAAGAUCUGGAGUCCAGACCCACCAUAAAAGAACUGAAAACCUGCAAACAGCAGUUGAGACGCUUGGAUCGGAUCAUUCAGCAGAGCAACAUCAGAUCAUCUCAAGCACUCAAAACGCUGGACUCGGCAGAGACGCUAAACGCAGAUAACACCGCCAUCCAGCAUCUGGAUGCCUCUACCUGCAAGAGACACCUUAUGGAUGUUUGUAAGGAACUCAAUGUGCAAGAUGUCAGUCAUCUAAUUUCUGCUGUGAAAGUUCAACGCAAACAAGCCGAAUCUGCCUUCAAGCUGGAGAAGGUGAUAUUUAUCACA